Messenger RNA from Frankliniella occidentalis (western flower thrips), 5722 nucleotides. RefSeq names its product lysine-specific demethylase lid. Gene Ontology annotation, molecular function: histone demethylase activity; DNA binding. NCBI's taxonomy places the organism in Eukaryota, Metazoa, Arthropoda, Insecta, Thysanoptera, Thripidae. The record is from RefSeq and is a predicted model, not a curated record. The transcript is spliced from 2 exons. Bases 223 to 4755 code for a protein of 1510 amino acids. Gene Ontology annotation, cellular component: nucleus. Gene Ontology annotation, biological process: chromatin remodeling.
ACGACCCCGCAUAGUUAUCGGCUACUGGAGUUUCCUCGCUGUGAACGGGAGUUAAAGGGACAAAGCUAGGUCCCUCCGUCUGUCGGGUACUUUUCAGUGUACUCUCUUAGAUGGAGAAUGUAGCGAGAAGCCGUAGUUCCAAGUUGUUGGGCGUAAUUCUACGUGAUCGGGUGCAUUUUUUUGAUCGACCAUCGGGACGAAGUGCUGAGCCCUGAUCAAGGAAUGGCGAGCAAAGUUGCUGACAAGGCAGGGAAAGCCCUUCCAGCUGAAGAUUGGAAGUUCACUCCACCACCUGAGGCUCCAGUGUUCGAGCCUACUCCAGAAGAAUUUGAAGAUCCUUUGGCAUAUAUUGCCAAAAUCAGGCCAAUUGCUGAAAAAGCAGGUAUCUGCAAAAUAAGGCCACCCAAUGACUGGCAACCUCCAUUUGCAGUUGAUGUUGAUAAGUUUAAGUUUACUCCUCGAAUACAGAGGUUAAAUGAACUGGAAGCAAAGACCAGAGUUAAACUGAACUUUUUUGAUCAGAUUGCAAAGUUUUGGGAACUACAAGGGUCAACCCUCAAAAUUCCCAUGAUUGAUAGGAAAGCUCUGGAUCUCUAUACCCUGCAUCGUUAUGUGCUACAGUUAACAAAUGAUAACUACGAAGGAUUUGUCAGGCAGAAAGAUAAAGCUGCCCAAGAGCAAUUGUGGUCUGACAUAGCAAUGAAAAUGGGAUAUCCUCCUAAAAGAGGCCACUAUUUGCUCUUAAAGCAUCACUAUGAUCGAAUUUUACGACCAUAUGACAUAUUUUUGAAACAUCCACCUACAGAAAACUUAGCAAAGCCUAAAAGAGAAGUGAAGGCUGAACCAAAAUUGGAACCUAAAGCUGAAACUAAGGUAGAAGCAAAGUCUGAACCCAAGUCUGAUGACGAUGAAGAGGGUGAAGAGUACAAGCAACAUCAGAUUCCAAGCCGUCAAGCCAUUGAGCCACCAGCAAGCCAAAAGUCAGCUAGGCGUUCUAAGCGUUAUGGUACCUGUGACCCUGUCAAAGAUGGACAAGAUCCAACCUCACCAGACAGCAAGGAACUUCGCAGACUUCUCUUCUAUGGAGCAGGUCCUAAGAUGGCUGGCUACAAUGAGAAGCAGUCUCCCAAAAAGAAAAACUCCAAGAAAGGGGGUCAUGAAUAUGAUCCCUUGGCAAAGUAUGUGUGCCAGACAUGUGAAAGGGGUGAUGCCGAAGAAAGUAUGUUAUUAUGUGACGGAUGCGAUGACAGUUAUCAUACUUUCUGUCUGGUUCCUCCUCUGAGUGAGAUUCCAAAAGGUGACUGGCGCUGUCCUAAAUGUCUAGCUGAAGAAGUUAGCAAACCAUUGGAAGCCUUUGGUUUUGAACAGGCUCAACGAGAGUAUAGUCUUCAGCAGUUUUGUGAAAUGGCAGAUCGUUUUAAAUCGGAAUAUUUCAAUAUGCCUGUGCAUGUUGUACCAACAUCUUUGGUUGAAAAAGAAUUUUGGAGAUUGGUGUCCUCUAUUGAUGAAGAUGUUACUGUUGAGUACGGAGCGGAUUUGCAUACCAUGGAUCAUGGCUCUGGCUUUCCCACAAACUCCAGUGACACAACAUGUGAAUAUGCCAAAUCUAAUUGGAAUCUCAAUAAUCUUCCAGUUUUGGAAGGUUCAGUUUUAGGACAUAUAAAUGCUGACAUAUCUGGCAUGAAAGUUCCAUGGAUGUAUGUUGGAAUGUGUUUUGCCACUUUUUGCUGGCAUAAUGAAGACCAUUGGAGUUAUUCCAUCAAUUAUUUGCAUUGGGGUGAACCCAAAACAUGGUAUGGUGUACCUGGAAGUUCAGCUGAAGCUUUUGAAGACACCAUGAAACAAGCAGCCCCUGAAUUGUUUCAGUCACAACCUGAUCUCCUCCACCAGCUGGUGACCAUAAUGAACCCCAAUAUUCUCAUGAAUGAUGGAGUGCCAGUAUUUCGCUGUGACCAGCACGCAGGGGAGUUUGUCGUGACCUUCCCCCGUGCUUACCAUGCUGGCUUUAACCAGGGUUUCAACUUUGCUGAAGCUGUUAAUUUUGCUCCUGCUGAUUGGUUGUCAUUAGGAAGGAAUUGCAUUACUCACUACUCAAAUUUGAGACGGUUCUGCGUCUUCUCCCAUGAUGAAUUGGUGUGUGGAAUGGCAUCAGAUCCUAAGGAGCUGGAGCUUGGUGUUGCAGCAGCGGCUUAUCAAGACAUGAGUGUGAUGGUGGAAAGUGAGAAGAAAUUAAGAAAGUCUCUCUUGGAAUGGGGAGUGCGCACAGCUGAGAGGAAGAAUUUUGAAUCAAUGCCAGAUGAUGAAAGACAGUGUGAGGUAUGUAAAACCACUUGUUUUUUGUCAGCAGUGACUUGUGAUUGUGAAACUGCUAAUCCCAAGGGCCAGCAACGUCUACUCGCAUGUCUGAGACAUUACACUGAUCUCUGCUCCUGUGAUCCAACAAGCCAUACUCUUUGGUAUCGGUACACAUUAGAUGAGCUUCCUCUCAUGCUUCGGGAUAUCAAGCUAAGGGCUGAAUCUUUUGAUAAUUGGGUGUCCUCAGUUAAAGACGCUCUAGACUUCAACACACCAAAAACACUGGACCUUGCAGGAUUCAAAGCUCUAUUACAAGAGGCAGAAGAUAAGAAGUUUCCAGACUCCGAACUAUUGCAAGCUCUACGAGUUUCUGUCCAGGAAGCAACUAAAUGCGCAAAUGUUGCAUCUCAACUUGGUGGCAGAAAAACUCGCAACCGUACUCGUACUUCUCAAGAACCAAGACUGAAGCUUACUGUGGAAGAGCUGCAGUUGUUUGUAGAAGAAAUUGAUGAGCUUCCUUGUAUUCUACGGGAUGGUGCUGCUGUGAAAGAUGUUUUAGAGAAAGUAAAGGAGUUUCAAACAAAAGCAGCUGCUUUAAUGAGCAAGGAGCCUAAUAUAGAAGUGAGAAGAGGAAAAGAAGUUCGUGAAGUUUUAGAACUUGGUCUUAAUCUGGACGUCGAAUUGACAGAACUUUCACCACUGAAAGACUUGUGUCUUCAAGAGGAAUGGUUAGACAAGGCUGUAAGACUCCAAAAUGCAGCAGCUGCCGACCUCGAUGAGGUGACUUCUUUAGUGGCAGCCUGUGAUGAUCUGCCCACCCCAAGGCAUCCAGUCUUGACACAGCUUCUGGAGGAAUUUUCAGAACUUGAGUCAAGAGCAUUAAAUUGGCAAACUCGUGCUAAGACUGCGAUUCAAGAAGCAUCUCUUGAAAAGCUGGAGAGCUUAGAUCAUGAGGCUGAAGAGAUGUCAGUAUUUGUUCCUGAAAUGAACGAGGUUGAGGAUGCUGUGAAGACAGCUGCUAAGUGGAAAGUUCAAGCUGCUGAACUUCAGGCUGUGCCUGAUGGUCCUGAGCUAGAGCUAGUGGAAGCCCUUGUUUUGAGAGGGCAAGCGUGUCCAGCAAGACCCCCAGGCUUGGCUGAAUGGGAAGAACGCAUACGAAAUGCUCGUACUUGGCGGGAGAAGACUUUCCGCACCUUUAUGUUCCGUGAUUCACCUUUGUCUCUUGUGGAAGCACUUCUUCCUCGCACAGAGGUUGGAGUUGAUAGUGAACCUGUCAAGAAAGACAAAGAUCCAGUUAAAGAUGAAACAGCAGCAGUUUUGGAUAUUCAAGAAACAAACACCCAGAAAAGGCUUAAAGAUUUAGGUGAUAAAACCUACUGUAUUUGCAAGAAACCAUUUGCAGGUGUCAUGGUAAAGUGUGAAAUCUGCUACGAUUGGUUCCAUGCCAGAUGUGUACCACUCCCAGAGAAAAAUGAUACAAUGGCACCAACAAUGGAGGACCGCAUUCGAGCAGUUACUUCUCGUCAAGUAAAGUUCCUAUGUCCUGUAUGCCAGCGCUCCAAGAGACCUCAGUUCAAAGCAGUAUUUCAACUGCUUUCUAAUAUUCAAAAGCUGGGUGUGCAGAUGGUUGAGGCACGAGUUGUUCAUAGCCUAUGCCAACGAGCCCUUAACUGGAAAGAGAAAGCCCGGAAGAUGCUCUCACAAGAGGACUUGUACGCACCUUCUCCGUCAAUCGGGGAGCACACAUACUCUGCAUUGUCUCCAAGUAAGCACAUGAGGAAGUCUCCUUUAGUUCCCAGGCAGGAGAAACCUUCAUCAGUUCUCCUUGACAAGUCUAGAAUUCAGUUGGAGCUGUUAAUGCUUGAGGGCGAUCUUAUGGAAUUAGAUCUGGAAGAGAGUUCUGUCAUAUGGAACGUUCUCAGAAAUUCAGAAGCUAAUGCAGAAAGCUCCGCUGUGGAACCUGAUGAGCUUGAUGUCAGAGUGGAAGCAGAAGCAAGUCAAGAAAACAAAUGUAAGGAGUUGGAACGUUUCAGGGACAAACAAAGGCGAAUGAAGCGCAAAGCUGAUGAUGACAAGAGCCGUAGGCGUGGUGGCAAACCUAAACGAGCAAAGAAACCAGCUCGUCCUGUAAAUCAGGAAGUCUCCAAUGACAAAUCAGCUGCGGAGGGGGAGGAGGAAGAAGAGGAUGAAGACUGUUCAGCAAUGCCCUGUUUGAGACCGACUGGUUGUGAGGUCACAUGGGUGCAGUGUGAUGGGGCUUGUGAGUUGUGGUUCCAUUUGCAUUGUGUAGGACUUGACAGAGGUGAUAUCUCGGAACAAGAAGACUAUAUUUGUUCUCAAUGUAAUGGGCCGAAUCCAGAGCAGCGCAUGCAAAUAAUUGGCGCAAUGGAUACAACAAUACCCCUUGCACAUGAACCUUCACUUCUUGCAACACCCCCACACAGUAGAAAUCCAACAUAAUUUAUGGUAUAGGUAAUAUAAUGUAGAAAACUUGUUAUAAUAGUAUCAUUAGACUAUAGAAGCAUGGGUCAGACGUUGCAGGCAUUUUUCUCUCCAUUUUUAUCAUUUUUUACUACUUAUCUGCAUUUGCUAGUGAGCUUAAGAAAGCUCUAGGAAGCUGCUGUGUAAAAAAAAUCAAAAAAUCAAUCUAAAAAAUCCUGUAUUACCUCUUAUGCCCUAAGCCUGAGCUUUAUUAUGUUAUGCUGAAUAGCUUUGCAGUGAUUACAUGUUUUAUAUUAGAUCAAUUUUACUGUAGUUAAGGCAUAUUCAAAAGAAAUUGUUGUAACACAAAGACUGCUUAGAGAGGACAAGGGUUGUUCGUUGUAUUAAUUUUCUUCAAAUCACAUCAUGUUAGACAUUUUUUUGCCCUCAUUGCGCCAUGCUCCUUAAACUCUCUAAUAACAUAUAUUUUUCUUUGUUUUUGUUUGUUUGUAAAUAGACUCAGCCUUUAUUAAAUAGGUUUUCGCUGUUUUUCCCAGCAGACAGAAACAGCAUAAUUCAGUAUUGUUUUUAGAAGGCUAUAAACCAAAUUGUUAUUAUUUAUGUCUGCUGACCCAGAGAUUUGUUUAUUAGAAAAUAUCACUUCAAUCACAAUUAUUAUAUAUGAUAAUCUGAUAUUUACACAUAUGUUUAUCAUUGUAUUGCCAGCCUUCAUUUUUCCUGGGAAGAAGUAGUUUUAAUUUAUUUUUGUGUAAAUAUUUGUACUACUUUCUUGGUUUACUUUGUGAUAGUGUGUGAAUGUGUUGUGUGAUAUUUUGUGUGGAAGGUGUGUUGUCUUAAAAUCUUGUGCACUAUCUUAUUGUCUGUCUUUUGUGUUGUGUACAUCUUCCCGGGAAUGACUGAAUAUUAUGCCGACUUCCUACUUUUCCCUGCUGUGUGAGCUCUGUAAAACACUAUUUCGUGUAUUAGAUUAAAUAAUAUUAAUCAA